GCUAAUUAGAUUCUUCAACAACGAAAAACCAAGUCAAAAAUGGCAAUUCCAGGCUAUCUUCUCCAUCUUUUUCUUUGGGCUUUUCUUGGCUUAGUCACUAGUAGUAAAGCUGUUACGCCUACCAAGGUGACUGAUCCUUCCUUCAGUCGUAAAACUUUUCCGGCUGGUUUCGUCUUCGGAACUGCAUCAUCCUCGUACCAGUAUGAAGGUGCAGCUAAAGAAGGAGGCAGAGGUCCAAGCAUAUGGGAUACUUACACUCACAAGUAUCCAGGUAAGAUAGCAGAUGGCAGCAAUGGAGAUGUAGCAAUCGAUUCCUAUCAUCGCUAUAAGGAAGAUGUUGGGAUUAUGAAAGAAAUGGGUUUAGAUGCUUAUAGAUUCUCAAUCUCAUGGUCCAGAGUUUUGCCAAAUGGAAAGCUAAAUGGAGGUGUGAACAAGGAAGGAGUUCGUUACUAUAACAAUCUCAUCAACGAGCUCUUAGCCAAUGGUAUACAACCUUUUGUGACUCUCUUCCAUUGGGACCUUCCUCAAGCCUUAGAAGAUGAGUAUGGUGGUUUCUUAAGUCCUCGUAUUGUGGAUGACUUCCGAGAUUAUGCGAAUGUUUGCUUCAAGGAAUUUGGCGACAGAGUAAAGCAUUGGAUUACAUUGAAUGAGCCCUGGAGCUACAGCAGUGGUGGAUAUGCAUCUGGGUUUCUAGCACCGGGCCGUUGUUCUGCUUGGCAGAAGCUAAAUUGCACUGGUGGUGAUUCGGGGACAGAGCCAUAUUUGGUGGGUCAUUAUCUGCUUCUCGCUCAUGCAGCUGCUGUAAAACUCUACAGACAAAAUUAUCAGGCAACUCAGAAGGGUAUUAUCGGAAUCACGUUGGUGUCACACUGGUUUGUUCCAUUUUCUAAUGCAAGGCACCACAAAAAUGCUGCUUUAAGAGCUCUUGACUUUAUGUUUGGAUGGUUUAUGGAUCCAAUAACCAUUGGCAGCUAUCCACACAGCAUGCAAUCUCUUGUUGGAGGUCGUCUGCCUAAAUUUAACAAAGAGCAAUCUGAGAUGCUUAAAGGGUCGUUCGAUUUUCUUGGAUUGAACUACUACACUGCAAAUUAUGCAGCUUAUGCUCCUACGCUUAGUGCUGGGAAGCCAAGCUACUUGACAGAUGCCCGUGCUAAUCUUUCCACUGAGCGUCAUGGGAUUCCAAUUGGCCAGAUGGCAGGUUCAAAUUGGCUCUAUGUAUAUCCAAGAGGAAUUCGAGAUCUUUUGCUUUAUGUAAAGGAAAAGUACAACAAUCCUUUAAUCUAUAUUACUGAGAAUGGCGUUGACGAGGUUAACAAUGCCACAUUGCCACUGAAGGAAGCCCUUAUCGACAACAUGAGGAUUGAUUACCACCGUGCACAUCUUUCCUUCAUUCAACUUGCGAUUAAGGAUGCUGUGGACGUCAAAGGGUACUUUGCAUGGUCGUUGUUGGAUAACUUUGAAUGGAUGAAUGGUUAUACCGUGAGGUUUGGCAUCAACUUUGUCGAUUACAAAAAUGGGUUGAAAAGAUACCCGAAACUCUCAGCCCAUUGGUUCAAGGAUUUUCUCAAGCAUUAGAGCCAUGAUGCUCGAUAUUGGAAUCUUGUAAUAACGACAACUUUUAUUAUUAAUAAAAUAUUAUUUACUA
Messenger RNA from Theobroma umbraticum, 1645 nucleotides. RefSeq names its product beta-glucosidase 12-like. Gene Ontology annotation, molecular function: beta-glucosidase activity. Gene Ontology annotation, biological process: carbohydrate metabolic process. The record is from RefSeq and is a predicted model, not a curated record. NCBI's taxonomy places the organism in Eukaryota, Viridiplantae, Streptophyta, Magnoliopsida, Malvales, Malvaceae.